Molecule: messenger RNA, 34097 nt
Organism: Podarcis lilfordi (Lilford's wall lizard)
Lineage: Eukaryota; Metazoa; Chordata; Lepidosauria; Squamata; Lacertidae
Source: the annotation of a GenBank genome assembly
CUGGAAAUCCGUGGAGGUGGAGAGUAGCAUAGGAAAUUCCCUGGUGUGGAAAAGGGGUGAUGGUUGUCUUCCCACGCUUUCUUCCCAGGCAUUAUUCAACUUUAUCACCACUGGGGAAGGGGGUCUUAGACUAGUGGUGAGUCAACUUGAGGGAUCUCAUCCAAGACAGCACAUGUUGCUGCCCACCAGAAUCCACGCCGCCACCUCUCCUGCAGUGUCUCUGGCUAUACCCAGGCAGCUCCUCUGCCUAUUCCAUCCAAGGUUCAUGAAUUUGAUCCAUGGGGCUGACUGCACACCAGGAGUUAACGAUUAAUGAUCUGUUGUUGAGAGGCUGUGCCCAACGCCCCUCCGUUGAACCUGUGAGACUUUCGUCCUGCUCAGCCUCUCAGGCUGAUACAUAGGUCGGACAAAGGCAGGAGGAAGAAGUGCCUUGCCAUGGCAGCAGCCUUGGAGCAGUACUGUGGCUCAGUUUUCUGGGUGAGUGGCGGUUUCUCCCUGCGUGUAUGGUAGCUCAGCUUCUGGCAGGGAUGUCACACUGUAAAUCUAAAGGCCAGAGUGCAGUGGAAUGUCCUGAAUUGCGGGAGGAUGGCUAAACGCUUCUGUUAGGGCUGUUUACUUUGAGAGUUGGGAUAGUGGUGGUGUGUUAGUUCUGUGUGCACGCUUAGUAAAAGCAACGCCUGCAGUCUGAAUGUAGCGAGUCUGGGGUUUUACAAUGAACAUCAUCUUUGUGUCGCUUACUGCUCCAGUGGGUGCACUGAGCAUUGGAAGUUGGGAGAGAGCUGGACAGUCCUCAUGGCUUGUGAGGAGACCCUUCCCAGGCAGAGGGCCUCCUCAGCAGUGGCACCUUCCCCUGUGGAGCACUCUCCCAUCAGAUGUCAGGGAGAUAAAGAAUUAUACAACUUUUAGCAGGGAGAAACAGGCAUUCGGAGGCUUUUUAGCAGGUUCUCCCCAUGUUACUCAAUUUCACUUAUACACGUGAGGGCCUGGAACAUAACCCCUAUGCAAGUGGAGGGGUCACCUAUAUAAUAAUACAGUGGUACCUCGGGUUAAGUACUUAAUUCGUUCCGGAGGUCCGCUCUUAACCUGAAACUGUUCUUAACCUGAAGCGCCACUUUAGCUAAUGGGGCCUCCCGCUGGUGCCGCUCCGCUGGAGCCCAAUUUCUGUUCUCAUCCUGAAGCAAAGUUCUUAACCCGAGGUACUAUUUCUGGGUUAGCAGAGUCUGUAACCUGAAGCGUAUGUAACCCGAGGUACCACUGUAGUGUCUUAGAGGGCAGGAGGGCUCCAAAGCAUUAGUGGAGAUGUUAACACUCCAUGUAUGAUACAGUCAUGACCGCUUCACUUGUAACUCUGACUCAAAUGAUUCACUGUAGAGAAAAUAGGAGGGUUCUUUAAUCUCACACAGAAACGGAAGAUGGGGUCACAAUUAGGUGAUCUACAUUAUUGGGCAUGCCACAUAGUAUAGCAGAAUGCAACUGGGGAGAUCAAGUGCUUCAUUCCAUAUGUAAAAAAAACACCUUUCCUGUUCAUGAAAUCUAUCACUGGAGUUCUGAAUGUGGGCCUCUUCCUCCACUUCUCCCUCAGCUGAAAUUAAGUCUGAAAGAAUCAUGAUCUUGUAGCCAACAGUACUGGUUGUGCUGUGUUGUGUGUGUGGUGCUCGCAACAAAUUCUAGAGUUGACAAAGAUGUCCAUCGUAGGCAAAGGGCCCAUAGCCUAAGUCUCUCCUUGAUGUGUUAGCUUCUCAGAGAACAUUUCACUUGGUUCAGGUCCUCUCCUGCUCCAUUCUGAAGUCGUAUGCUCCCAGGGCUUUUGGUGCUUGAUAAUUAUGACCAUGUAGGUUAGCUGUUGACUUGAGGAGUCUCCAGUCCUUUGCGUGAGCUAGAUCAUUCCACAUCCCUGUGAAGUAAAUUUAAAUUGUCGCGCCACCCUGUCAGGUACUGGUUUUCUAGUGAAUUGCCCAGAUCUGUUUCCUUGUCAUUGAUGGAGAAGUCCUGAGCACCAGGAGAUUUAAAUUGCUAAACAAGAGCUAGUGAGUGAAGCUGACUAAGCUGAUCAGAGUGCAUCUGCCUUUGUUUGAGAGUUGUUGUCUCAUCUACUGCUUAUAGGGGUCUCAGGGCAUUCCACCAGAAACAGAAAUGGGAGCAGAAAUUGCCACAAUUUGUAUGUUCACCCAAAAUCAGGAACAGUAACAGUAACCAUGCAAAUACAAAUGAUAUCAGCUGUUGUUUAUUUAAGUCCAUGAAUAUUACAUGCAUAAUUUUGUUUUUGAUGUUUCCCUUUCAUUAAAAUGUAUUGAAAUCGGUUACAUAAUUCAUUAUGCUAGUUUCGGCUAUAGCAGAUAGCAAAACAAAUUAACUUAGGUUAUAACUGAACUGUAGCAGAAUGGAAACAGUGAUGAUUGCAACAAAGGGAGGACAGGGUGGAAAUCGCUGUCUCUUUACGUCCUUAGCUACUAGUGGUCCUCUUGGCAAGUAGAGUACAACACUAACUCUUCCUUUGCAGUGAAGGAUGUUGGGAUUUCCCCUGAUUCUGUUCAAGCCAAGAGUCUGUUUCAUACGUAACAGGCAGGACUCUCCUGGUGCCUCCAAUAAAACAAGAUUUUGUGUUUCUGAAAUGGUGACGUCUCCAGCAAUUACUUCAAACUGUCAGGGCAAACAUCAAAAGCCCAUUGGUACCUGCUUGAAACCUGGAAGAACCACUGCCAGUCAAAGUAGACAAUACUGGACUAGAGUCACAUGACAUAACACAUGACUGAUAACGCAGUCAGAAUAUUCCACUGAUGUAGUUUCAUUGGCAAUUGGGUGUCUGCGGCGCAACUGAAACAGUGAGGAGUUGUGUGGGUGACACAGGAAGAGGAUACAUAUUCUGUACUCCAGAUCAUGGUUUUGCCCCUAGUAGCAGUGCAACUUUACACCGUCCUGACCCUUGUAGAAGGAAUUUCUUUCCAUAGAUUUCAGUGGGAGGUUUUAAUUUAAAACAAAAAACAGGCACUCCCUCAACAAUGACAACAACCAUCCUGCCCAUAUUGUCACAGCAGAGCACCCAAUUACAGCACAUCAUUACUUGUAUAGCAUGGGGUUUUAUCAGCUCCAGGGGAGCGCAGUCCACUAUUAUGUCCAAUGGUAGGUGAGAGUGCCGGAUUUUGGUGUCCCACAGGGUGCCACUGAAAUUUGAGACACCAAGGUCCACCACUGCCCUGUGUGUGUUUGUUCUGCUCCAAAAUGGUGCUUGUGUGUCACAUAAAAGGACUCAGUCCUCUUCCUAGACGGAUGCCCUGGGGGCUGGCAGCAGUGGGGUCAUUACUGGCUUUGCCUCCAGUGGGACACUGUCACAUCAUUUUGCAUGUAUAUCAUGGGGCUGUGUUGUUGUGGCGCUCUCUCCACUGUAGAUUCAUUAGCUGUUUCCCCCAUUUAACAAUUAACUCAAAAGUUCUUUACAAAUACAAGCCCUAAAGAGUCAUGCAAAAAUACUUAAUAAUUAUAUUUGCUCCAUUAAAACUGCUCAACCAAGCUGCAUGCUGAAGUUUCUUUAAAGGGAAUGUGGGCUGCAAUCAUUGCGCUGUAAGAAACAGAUUUUUCUACAGCUGUUUUGAUACCAGUGUAGUAAAAACGAAAUCCAGUUUUGUUCUGCAGAAAUAAUGGUAAAUGUUGAAUUAAGGGGAAGAAAGGAUGUCCAAUCAGUUUGAGAGUUAAACACAGUAUCAGCAAUGUUAGCUCACACAACAUGUACAUCAUAAACCAUAUAGAUAUCCCACCAGGGUAUCUCUAAUUGAUAACUGCUCUUAUUAGAUAGCAUGUGCAACAAAGGUUCAACGCAAUUACAUGCUGGUAGUAAACACCAGUGCUGUGUUAUGGUGAAUACAAACAUUGACUUUUGCCCACUUGAAAAUGUCACUGGAUUCUAACACAAAGCAUCACUAACUGGCUUGAUUGCAGGUGAGUCAUACUGAAUGGGUUAGCAUAAGGAUGAGUAAGGGUGGUUGUAAAUCAAUGGAACAAGAACACCCUCAGAACAGCAGUGGAGACUGGAGGUGGAAAUCAGUUAUCCUGGGGUUGUGUUAUGAUGCAUUGGCCAAAUACAGCAAAUCUUUGGAAGAUGUUAUAGCAUUGUAAUGAGUUCAUGGCAGGUGCUGUGGUAUUGGAAUUGUGGCAAUUGCUGUCAAUGUUUACAUGCUAAUUGUCUGUGUAGAUCCACAGUGGAACAUGGAACAGAGAUGUAAGGCACCACCACCACAGUGUUGCAGCUCCCAUCAUCCUCAACCAUUGGCCAUGAUGGUUGGGGCGGAUGAGAGUUGGACUCCAUCAGCAUCUUGAGUACCACAGGCUCUCCAUCCCUGGUGCAACGCAUAGUGGUGUGGGGCAUGGAUACGUGUGAAACUAUGUCAGGUAGUACAUGUGGGCUAAAGAUCUUAGCAAGUGUUGGCAUAUGCCUUAUUUUUUUUGUUUUUGAUGCCUCCAGAACUCUUCUUUCCUGGACCGGAAUGAUGCCGACCUGCCACUCUGCUUUGAACAGACUGUUCUGGUCUGGAUCCCCCUGGGCUUCCUCUGGCUCUUUGGCCCAGUGCAGCUUCUCCACAUCUGCACAUCCAGGAUGAAGAAAUCAUCUGUCACAAGAGUUUACCUUAUUAAACAGGUGGGAGAGAAAGGUGUGCCCCGGAGUUAGUAGCAGGGUGGAAGCAAAGGGCAUGCAGAUCAAAGGGCAAAGCAGUUCUCUGGGAGGUGGACGGGGGUGAUGUGAGAAACCCUGAAAGGGUUUAAGUGAAGUAGGGAUCUGUGCUAACUGGGAAAUGUGGGUGGAAAGAGCAGGAAAGUCGGAGGGUCAGAUGAACUUAAGUGUCCUUUGGCCAGAAGCCUUUGAACCACGUCUUGCUUAUGUAAUGCCGUCACGAUAGUGGUGGUGUUUAGUAUAUACAGAAUUGUUAGGAAUCAAGUACUGUAGUGUAUUUACUGUUGAUGUAGUUUGCGCUGUGAUUGUUAUAAAAAGGAAUACUCAAUCAAAACUAACAAACAUAUACAUAUAUUUAUAUUAUAAAUAACACAGGGAUUUUUAUGUGUUUUGAACCCGCUUUGAGUGCAUUCCUUGCAGGAAAGGGGCGUAUCAGUACACUUGAUUUUUACUUGAUGGAGGGUGUGAUGCACAGCAGUGCUCCUGGGCCACUUGUGCUGUGGAAUGUGGCUUUGCCCUGCAUAUGUAGCUUCUCCACAAUGGGUUUAGAAGCUCCUUGCAGCCUUAUUCUCCUAGAACGUUGCAGGUAGCAAUCUGACACUUCUGCUCUUCCUUUGCCAGGUGCUGGCUGCGCUGCUCUUACUGAUGUCCCUUGCUGAAGUGUUUUUCACUGUUGCUGAAGACCUAGGAAACCUCCCACACCCAACCCCUGUUAGCCGAAACCCAGUUGUCCAGUACUUGAAUCCAGCACUCUACUUCAUUAGUUGGGUGAGAGCUCUCCUUCAUCAAACCAUGUCCUGUGCUGGAAUUAAAGUGUCCUUUAAAAGGACAAGUUGUUUUCACCACAGAGUUGCCAACUCCAGUUUCAGCCUUCUGUUUCCAUUGGGCUGUGUGCGAAUACAAGUCCUGAUGAGACCCAGAAUAGUACUUUGAAGGGAGGGGGUUACAUUAGAAAAAAAACAAGGAAGAAAAGUCAAAUGCUGUCCCCCCCCAUGCCAGCGCUCUGAUCUUCUCUGAUCUUUAAAGCAGCUGCCUGAAACGGCUUUUUCUUUUUUUAAGGGAGAUUUAGGAUGAUAAUAAAUUUAUUUAUUUAUUAACCCAAACCUUAUACCACAACAUAAAACGCAGACACUAGAACAUAAUAAAAAGUGAUCCCACACUAAUUCCCCAUCAUCAAACUCCCAUAUUUCCCAAGUACACCAUGAAAAGAACAAACUAACAAGGAACAUUAAGCCGCAUGUGAGAAAACAACAACAACAACAACAGUGGCUGCCCAUUGGCCCAAGUCCGCUGGGUGGUUUAAAAUACAAUAAAAACAGUGGGACAAUCUUAGUACAAAUAUUCAAUGAACAAAAUUCGUCCAUCACCCUCAUAUUACUCUCAAAGUGCUUCUCCACGAGGGUAGAUCCCUUUCGCAUUGUCCCUUCAAUGGCAACCUGCUACCCCAAGGUGCAUCAUACACCUCAAGUCACAUCUUAUUUGGUAUGUCCCUGAAGAUGGGUACCUGUACAUCUUCUCCUGUGGGGCAAGGAGCAGAUUUGAGAUGAGGCAGCAUUUAUCAGGAAAAUACAACAGGGAGAAAGAGUUGAAAACAGCAACCAGAACUGACAACCCAAUUAGAUUCACACCUGCUCAAUACCCCUUCCACUGGUAUAAAAGUGUGUUAGAUAGAUAGAUAGAUUUUUAAUUGUAUUUUUAUUGCUGCUUCUAUUUCUGAUAUUUUAUUUUAUUGUAAUUUGAAUUCUAUCAUCAAAAGCCAUAUCUUAAGAAAUAAAAGAAGCAAUAAAAUCAUACAGCACCUAGCACAGCACAUCACAAUUGCUACAACAGGCAGAAAAACCAUUAAGUGAUUCUGCCAAGACCCUCAGCAGUUUUCAAGUGCUCUGCAGGGGUGGGUGGGGUGGGAACCACUGAUUUAGUUUGUCACAUUCAAUUACACCCUGGCUAGCUAGCUAGGAAGUAGAGGUAGAUUUUUUAAGCAUUAUACAAAUUUAGAAUUAUGAAGGCAAAGGCCAUUCUCUUAUUUCAUCAGUCUGUUUCCAGAUCUCAUUCUGGAAGCUCGACUAGAAGUCACAAGCCAUGUUUUGAGCUUGUCUCAAGUGAGCAUGUUCAGCGAGCUAAUAAGGUGGAUCUUCUCCUCUUCAUUAUCAAGUUUGAUGUCCAGCCUGGUACUAUGAGUUUACAUCACGCCUCCCUCCAUUUCCUAACCCUGAAACCAACCCAGUCUUGCAAACUCUUGGCUCUUUUUCGCUACUGCAGUUGCUCGUUCUGCUGAUCCAUGACAGCCGCCGCUUCACUGUCCGCAGAGACUCGGGGACUCUCUUCAUCUUCCUCCUCCUUUCUGUGCUCUGUGGUGUAUUUCAGCUCCAGACUCUCAUCCGGCAAGCAAUACAGGUCAGAAACACAAGACGUCUAUGAAAAACUAGGCAACCCAGGAUGGCAAAGGUUGAGGUGGCCCCAGCAAAGCCACCUCUGGGGUCAUUCAGCUCUGCAAGCCUGUCUGCUGUGGUUCACCCACCCUAUUUCUCAGGACAGUCUUGAGGCAGGGGGGAGUGGGAAGAAAGGCCAAAAAGAAGCUGCAGGAAGGAGUUGUCCUGGUGCAGACUUUAGCCCUAACUGCUUGGGAAGAAGUGGGUUCAGCUCCACAAUUUGGUUACUUCCACUAGUAUCUCCCAUUUGCUUUCUUCUCUUGCAGGGCUCCAUCACUGAUGUGCCACGUUUUAGCUUCUUCCUUGUCUCCUAUGGGCUUCAACUUAUUUUGUUCUUCAUCUCUAUUGUUUCCGACGUUGCCCCCGAAAUGAAGGAAGCUGCAAAGAAAGUGAGUGUCUUCAGCUACAUGUACUAGACUUGUAGGAUAACCUUUGGGACAGGAACAGCCAUUGGUAUCUUGCAUGGUAUUCCCACUUUGUAUAGGUUCUCAGAGCGGGCUUGAUGGGAUAGGGAACGUUUCCACACAUCAGCUCACCAGGAAGCUGGGUUUCAUAGGCCACACCUGGCUGCCUGAUGCACUGUUUGGUGGGAGUGGUCUCAAAAGGAAAAUUUGCCAUAUAUGUCUUGAAGGCUUUGUUUCAAAAGGUGUUAGCCAAGUUAGUCACACCUCGUCACUGUUGUUCCCUGAAUUUUUCACCUAGACAUUCUGCCUCUUGUCUUUUUCAGAACCCAGAGAUUGUGGCCUCUUUCCUGAGCUUCCUCACUUUCCAGUGGUACAGCAGGUAUGCAAAUCUGAGUGGAAAAGAUAAGUGUAUUACAUCUAGGAGAAUAAAGGUUAGAGUUAGGGUCAACUAAUCUAUCCCAUUAGUGCAAGGAUUUCAGCUUAUGAAACAGGACUUCUCCCUGCUCUCCUCCCAUUGUGCAUGUGGGAGAUUUGCAGUCAAACCUAACAGUGCUAGUUAGUAUAUGAAGGGGUUAAGACCACAGAGUUCUAAUCACUAGGGCUCUGGAUCUGAAAUAUUUGCAUGGUGGGAAAUGCCGUACUGCAAUGUAGUGUUUGAAACCAAGCUCCUAUUUCAGUCUUUUAUUUCCUCUGCUGUGUCUAACUAGAGGGUCUAGCCUUUUGGAAUUCUUCAUUCUGUUAAACAAGUGCCAACUGAUGGGGAGCUGGCAGCCUCUCACUUCCCCCGAAGCCCCAACCCUUGGAUACAGGGCUCAUUUCACUGUUGUGCCUGAGCAUGGUCAAAGCAACAAAUUAGCGGGGUGAAGAGCAGCAAGGGUUUUGAGCACCUGAGUAAAUCUGCUGUACCUUUCAGGAUGGUGUUCAUGGGCUAUCGCAAGCCACUAGAAAUUGAUGACCUCUGGGACUUGAAGGAAGAACAUAAGACGGGGAAAAUUUUAGGCUCGCUAGAGAAGAACAUGACAGCUGGAAUAAAAAAUGCUCAGCGGAAACUGGAGAUCCGGCAACGGAAGAGGAAACGUCAUUCAGCAGCUACUGACCAGCACAUGAAUGGCUUGAGCAAAGCCCAGAGUCAGGAUGCAUUGGUUUUGGUAACUACUGCUGCUGGGAGAGAGAGCGGGGGCUUGCAUUUCAGAUCCAAAUGCUGGGCUGAAUGGGAGGAAAUCUUACACACAGGAUCCCCUAGCCCACUGCAGCUUAGCCCACACAGGAUCCCCUAGCCCACUGCAGCUUAGAGCUAUUUGGGGGUCCGGUGGCAAUAUCACUGUGCUUUACAAGUGGGGGGCGGCUUCUGCAUGUAUCAGAAGCUCCAUUUUGCACAAUGUAGGAAUCAAACAUUUAGUGUUGCGGUCCCUAUCCUUUGAACCCUGCUCCCUUGAAAAUUAGACAGGUGCUAUCUCUGUGUCUUUUUGCCAUCUAUUGAAGACCAUUGUCUUUCGAGGAGCCUUCUAAAUUAGUAACUUCCCCAGUCUGCAUCUGUAUUGGAAUUCUUUUUAAGAGGUUCAAAAUAUGUUUUUAUAGUUUAUAACUUCUUGUUUGCCACCCUGGGGCUCCUUUGGGAAGUGAAGUGGGAUACAAAUUUAUCAAAUUAAUAAAUCUUUAUAAAUAAAUAAGAUGGCUGGCUUUAUGUGGCAGUUGCCCCACCCUGAGAGUUGGGGGCUGCUUGAUGCCUGCCAAACCUAAACCCUGCUCUGAAUUUAGGAAGAGAAAAAGGAAAAAGGCAAGAAGGAGGCAGACAAGAAAGACUCUCGUGGGGACUACGCGAAGAGCUGGCUGAUGGCUUCUAUAUUCCGAACCUUUGCUGGGAACCUUAUGAAAUCAGUGGCACUCAAGGUAGUGCAAGACCUCCUGGUGUUUGUGAGCCCUCAGCUACUGAAGUGAGUCCUCCUAGCUCCACUUUUUAAUUCUGAGUUUUCCUGGUGCCCUGGAUGGUGGGCGAUGGGGUUUAAAUAAGCUUCUGAUGCAGGAAGAUCUUGUCACUGGCUGGAAAUCCAUUUAUACGGUCUGGACCAUCCACACGCUGAUGAAUUCCUUAAAAUAUUCUCACCAUUUUAAAGGCACAAACUAUGUGCCUGAAGAUUCCAGGUGCAACUAAAACAAUUUCCUUGCGCUUCUGCUGUAAGAUGGUGCAUUAAGAUGGCUUUUAUAGAUGAGGAACAUUCUGAGAGAAAGCCAGGGUUUGGAUCUGAAAAAUGAUUUUCCCAGGUCCAGGUUUUAUACUGUGGUCCCAUUUUAGCUAUCUCAUAUUAGUUGUCCACUGUAGGGGAUAAGUAGCAGAGCUUGCUCCAGGGAAGGACACAGUUUGGUCUCUGCAUUGAGGAAUAGUGAUGAGUUAUGUUUUAGACUUAAUUGAGAUAUAUCCCUAAGGCUGCUGUCACAUAUAUACUUAGCUGGGACUGGGCAUAAGUCUCACUGAGCACAAUGGGACUUAUUUCUGGGUGGACAUGUAUACUUAAAUUUUCCACUGGAGACAUGGAGGUGUUCAGGAGAGAGCCACAAAGGUUGCAUGUGGCCUGUGAGUUGUCCACAUGUGACAUAUGGUUGCGUUGCAUGAGCCUGGUUGAGGAGGAGCCUGUAGCCUGUGUGUGGAAGAACAAGAGACUGAUGCUUAGGGCUUGUGGGAGGCGGGCGUGUUAUUGGGGUGUGGUUUGUGCAAGUCUGAGUCGAAUUUAGAGAGAUGCUCAUCAAUAUUUUCUCUGGCAGGCUGAUGAUCUCCUUUGUGUCAGACCCAAAUGCCUACCUUUGGCAUGGCUACCUCUAUGCAGUGCUGCUGUUUCUGACCGCACUGGUGCAAUCCAUCUGCCUACAGCAGUAUUUCCAACUCUGCUUUGAACUGGGCAUGCUCGUACGCACUGCUCUUAUGGCUGCCAUCUACAAGAAGGUCAGUUGGGUCCUUCACCUUUUGUGGGGGCUGCUUUCCUUAGUGCUGACCAAUCAACUUUGACUGCUUUCCCCUGGAUCUUGGGAUGGAGGGAUCCUUUGACAUUCACACUUCUUCGAUUUUUUGAAGUGCAGUUAUCCAGCCAAGGAAUGCAUACAAAAAUGCAUGCACUGGGAUAAAGUGUGCACAAAAUGCAUAUAUAAUAUGCAUGAUAAUAGCACACACAGAUGCAUUAUAUUUGGGGAAACAGCUUUUCAGAGAUGUGUACAUUAGGCAAGUUUGCAUGCAAAUGAGUGUAUUAGGAGAAAUUCAUACUAAAAUGCUGAUGGAUUUUCAUGGAUUUUAUUUUAAAAAUUGCAAACCGAUGUGGAGGACUAAAGUGAAGAUUGGAAAAGUGAGACACUGAGAGAGGAAGUCGCUGACAGAUUUGCUCAUCCUUAGUGCUUUGUGCCCUGGUCCCUAGUGGCUAUGGCAUUAUCUGGUACCCCUAGUUUUUACAGCCACUGUUGUAUCUGCUUUCAGGCCCUUACCGUUUCCAAUGCCACACGGAAGGAGUCCACGGUGGGCGAGACGGUGAAUCUGAUGUCCGCAGAUGCCCAGCGCUUCAUGGACUUCACAAACAUGAUGCACCAGCUGUGGUCGGCUCCCCUGCAGAUUGUGCUGUCUAUAGUGUUUCUGUGGCUGGAGCUCGGCCCCUCUGUGCUCGCUGGGAUUGCUGUCAUGGUCCUGCUUAUCCCCAUCAAUGCUGUGCUGGUCACAAAGGCCAGAGCCAUCCAGGUGAGGGAAGGAAUGUCCUGGGCAGGUGGGGAACCAGCAGUGCCUUUUUGUUUGAAAGGGCUGUGAGGUCAGUUCUGCUACAGAGGACAGAUUCGUAGGUCAAGCGUGUGCUCCAAAUGCUAACCUUGAAUUUUGAAUGUAACUGCCCUGUGUCAUUUUUUGCACUGGGCCUCAGUGAGUAGAUUUAAUUCUAUUAAAAGCAGCCUAUUAAAAAUAGUCUGUCCGGUUCAUUUAUUCAAAAUCCUGACGUCUGAUUAUCCCAGUUUAAUGUAGAUGUUUCAGAGCUUAGGACAAGACUGAACAUUGUAAUCUGUAGAAAACACAACUUGAAAAAAAGAGACAAUGCAUGUAUUUUUGUGUGUGUGUGUGUGUAUUACUGAGCACUGUAGACCUCUGUAGAAUAAGUCCCAUAGGGCACAGCAUCAACCCCCCCCCCCAGCUUCAUUUCAGAGAUCUAUUGGAGAAUUAAGGGCAAAACUAUGGCAAUGUGGUGCCUCUAACUGUCAGAGACAAAGCACAAAUGACUUGUCCCUGGGCAACGUAUUAUGUGGGGCUGGAACAGUGAUCAACUCCCUAUUUGCAACUUCUUUGCGCAGGUGAAGAACAUGAAGCACAAGGAUGAGCGCAUGAAAAUAAUGAAUGAAAUUCUCAGCGGCAUCAAGGUGAGUAGCAGAGACCAGAUUGCUCCAACACAGUGAUGAGUUGGCUGUACUGAUGGAAACAUCAAUGGCACAAUCCUAGCCACGUCUACUGAUAAUUAAGUCCAUUUGAUUUCAGUUAGGCUUACUACUUGGUAAGUGGAGUUUUAAUUGCAGAUAAGGCAGAGGAUAACUGGGAGUGUUGCCUCUGAUCUCUGCCAGAUGCCUUCCCAAAGCAGGCAUGCAAGGUCACCGCCUGCUUAGCCUUUGCCUGCAAUGUGUGCGUCGGGAAGGGGCUUGUGCUGGAAAUGAGACAUGGUAGGAUGGAGCCCUGCUCCUGCUUUCCCUGGAUAGAAAGCUCUGUUGAACUGAGCCCCCACAUCUGACCAGAAGCAUCCUUUCAGAUCCUGAAGUUGUUUGCCUGGGAGCCGUCAUUUGAGAAACGAGUCGGAGGUAUCCGGGCACAGGAACUGAAGCGGCUGCUGCGCUUUGCCUACCUGCAAUCCAUCUCCAUCUUCCUCUUUGCCUGUGCUCCUUUCAUAGUAAGACAGCACACUAUUUUUGUUCCUUUUGCUCAUUCCUUGCAGUGUAGAAGAUGCCCCUCAUCCUGUGACUCUCCUUCCUUAGGUCUCUGUGGUAACAUUUGCUGUGUAUGUGAUGGUUGAUGAAAACAAUGUUUUGGAUGCACAGAAAGCCUUCACUUCUAUCUCUCUGUUCAACGUCCUGCGCUUCCCUCUGGGCUUCCUGCCAUUGACAUUGUCCUCCCUGGUACAGGUGAGUAGGCUGGUGAGGGACCUAUAUCCUGUAACUGAGGUGGUGCUCACACCCUGUUCGUAGAGAGAGAUGGUUGGGUCCUGGGUUGUGCAAAUGGCACUGGGGCUCCCUUAGCUUUGGGUUGCAUAUCAUAGACUCCUGAUCAAUCUGCCUGGCAAAUGUCUCUCUCAACAAGCCAUGGAGCACCAGAAAGUACCAAGUUACUCCAUGCCCCAGUUUUGAGAGGGCAGGCUUACCUGGCAAGGGAGGCAGCCGUGACUGGCAACACUCUGAUCAUCGCUGGAUGGCUGAGUCUGGGUGCUGCAGUUUUAAUUUCCCAUAAUGCCUCAGCAUAACCCCAUGUCAGAGGCAUUGAGGGAAAUCGAAAGAGAAGCUCCCAAACCUAAUCAGUUGGUGCUGAUCAUAGCUCUAAAAAUGUUUAAAGUGGGCACAGGCAUCAGAAUUGGAUUCUGCAGGUGUGCUGGUACCCUAAUCACUGCCUGGCAUGCCUGACUUUGCCUCUGCACCUUACAGGUCAAUGUAUCUACUGAGCGGCUGGAGCGCUACCUGGGCAGUGAAGACCUGAACACUUCGGCCAUAUGUCAUGAACCGAGCCCUGGUAAUUGAAGGUUAGGGUUUGGAGGUCAUAGCAGGCAGAGUUCUGAAGCGAAUGUAGAAGGCUGGUAAAAAUGCGUAAGAAGUCAGGUGCGACUUGUGUUCUGUGACGGGGCCGGAAUUGUUCCUACGCUGUCCCUGAUGAUAAUGCUACCUUUUCUUUCUCCUCUAGGCUGUGCUGUGACUUUCUCUGAGGCCUCCUUUGCCUGGGAACAAAAUUCAGAUGCCACCAUUAGAGAGUAAGUCACCAUAUACCAGACCAAUUUUGUAUGUUUGUGGGGAGGGGAUUUGUAUGUUUGUGGGGGUCUGUGAUCCUUUGCGUUAAAGUUGUAAGCGGGGGGGGGGGGUCCUUUCUUACCCACCUGCCUGUUGGAUAAAGCAGGGAAAGGUAAACCAGGCCUUGAAUGAUAAUGAGAAUGUUCUGGUAGAGUCUCUCUCAAUUGGGAUGGUUCCUUCCUGGCCCCAAAGACCAGUCCACUUCCAUAUACAUGCUUCUUCCAUGUGCUACUUUUCUCCUGCAGCAUAAACUUGAAAAUUCCACAUGGGCACCUGUUGGCCAUUGUAGGACCUGUGGGAUCAGGCAAAUCCUCACUGGUGUCAGCCAUGUUGGGAGAGAUGGAGAACAUCAAAGGACAAAUCAAUGUUCAGGUGAGAGGAGGUGGCGGCUCUGCUAAGAAGCCCCAGAGAAGCUAAUCUCCAAUUCACUGAUUUUCCCAAGUACUAUUGACUAGAUAGAUGUCUCCUCCUCCUUCCUCUUGCUUCCUCAGGGCUCCAUAGCCUAUGUGUCUCAGCAAGCAUGGAUCCAGAAUGCCACACUGAAGGACAACAUCCUUUUUGGGUCACCCUUCGAUGAGGCCCGAUACCAACAGGUCAUAGAUGCUUGUGCUCUUCUCCCAGACCUGCAGCUGCUACCAGGAGGAGACCUUACUGAGAUUGGAGAGAAGGUGCCAACCUUGGGCUUAAUGGCAGAAGGGGCAGGUGGUAAUCUGGGGCAAUGGAGCAAGUAGAACAGGGAGGGAGAUGACUCUGAUUUAUGCAUGAACAAGGGAUGCUGUGGGUGAUGGUCCAGCCUUGCAAAUAUAUCUACAAAAGUUCCUAGCCAAAUAGUAAUGGUUACUAGUGCUCUUGUGGCCACAUGUAACUGUGUUUUUCUUUCAUGGCCCAUUGAGAGGCUGGAAGAAAACAAAAACAUCCAACUGUGUUCUGAAUUACAAAAACUUUCCAUGGAGAUUCUUAAGAGGUCCAAUGGCUAGCUCACUCGGUUGGAGUGUGAUGCUGAUAACGCCACGUUUGCAGGUUUGAUCCCCAUAUGAGACAGCUGCAUAUUCCUGCAUUGAGUGGGGUUGGACUAGAUGAUCCUCAGGGUCCCUUCCAACUCUUCAAUUCUACUUUUCUAUGACUGUCAUUGAGAGUUAACACUGAUCAUAUUUGGUUAUCUUUGGACGUCAGUAUGAGGUGUGGGGAGAGCAAGUGUUAAUGUAGGCAGCUGUGCAGGACUAAGGGAGGGCAGGAGAAUUGUUAUUGGGAGAGUGCAUAAGGGUAGGAGAAGUCCUGAAAGGGCAUUUGAUUGGAUGGAUGAUUACGGGAAAAUGCUGAAUUGUUGUAGAGUAUUAUAGUAUUCAUUGUCAUGUGGUGUGAGUUUCAGCAGGACCAUCUUCAUCAGUCAAGGCUGACCAAGCCAAAUGCAUUGGAGGGGGCUGCUUCUGCCUCAAGUAAUCAGAGCUCAAGCUGUUGCCAUGCACUGAACCAUAGAGAAAGCUCAGAGAUCCUAGCUUGGCUGCUUUCUUCUGCAGGGCAUUAACCUUAGUGGAGGCCAGAAGCAGCGUGUCAGCCUGGCCAGAGCUGUAUACAACAACGCAGACAUUUACUUGCUGGAUGACCCCCUGUCGGCUGUGGAUUCCCAUGUAGGACGACACAUUUUUGACCAAGUGCUGGGGCCACAGGGGCUGCUGCAGCAUAAGGUGAGCUCUUGCCUGCCCUGCAGACCCUGUUUUGUGAAGAGCAGAUGGAGAAAUGUUUUGUUUGUUAGUGCUACAAGACCUUUCUUCCAAAGCGAACAAAAAAGCGAACAAAAAUCUAGCCAGUGUGGGAGACUAGCGUUACUGAUUCAGGUAAUUGAAAGUUGGCUCCAAAAGAAGUCACUGACCCCAAAUGGUCUGUGACUGUUUUCUAUAGAUGGAAGCUUGCUCUGUCCCUGGUAAAGAGUGUAGAGCUCAACCCUCUUUGGGACUGAGGUCCAUAUUACUUGAAUCAGUAAAUUAAAUCAACUGCAUCAGCUGGAUUUGGUGUUUGCUUCUGUUUUGUGAUGCUGCCUUUCAAUGUGUUCUUUAGAAAACUGAGGCAGCUGGCAGAAGGCUAAGUUAAAACAAGCAAACAACAAUGCUAAAUAAAGAGGAUUAGAAAUUCAACAUACGGUAAUAUUAAGAUUCAUGAAAGCCAAAUGUUGGGACCUAACCUAGCUCCAAGAGCUACCUGUUCAGGUAGAGGUGUUCAAGGAUCAGAAGGGAAACAGAUGUGGCCACAGAUGGAGUGGAGGUCAAGCAUUGGAUUGAAGGCAAUGGAUGCAAUCGUAGGUAGUCUGGAGUUCAUGCAGAUGAAGAUCCAAAGGCCAGAGGCAUGUGUAGAGUCAGAACCUGGCAGAAAGGCAGCAACAGGGGGUUGAUGGGGUCAGGAGCAGAUGUGAGGUAGCAGGCUGUCAUCACAGUCCAAGGAAAAGGAGUUGGCGAAGAUCUCCUCAAUAAGCUGCUCUACCUAGUGGCUUAGGUUGGUUGCAGUGGUUUUGUAGGGGCUGGCAUGUUCCAGUUGGCUUGGAGAGUCAGCUGAGAGUCUUCAAGCUGGAAGCUCAGCUGCUUCUCUUCAGGCUGGAGCUGUGUCCUAGAAAUUGUAGCUGCUGGGAGGGGUUUCUGGUGCCUGUGUUUGAAGGAGGAGUGGCCAUUUCGAUGGGGAAAUAGAUAUAACAUUUGUUUUUUCAAAGCUUGCAGAAGGAGGAUUCAGGAAGGUUAGUUUAAGUUAGUGAAGUGGGCUUUUUGUAAAGGAGAGACAGGUGAGUCCACAGUGUUCCUGUAGAAGCCUUCCUGAUAUAAUGUCAUGGGUCCAGGGUACAGAGUGGCUGGGGGUGCCAUCUUCUUGAUAAAGGUAAAGGGACCCCUGACCAUUAGGUCCAGUCGUGACCAACUCUGGGGUUGUUGCGCUCAUCUCGCUUUACUGGCCGAGGGAGCUGGCGUACAGCUUCUGGGUUGUGUGGCCAGCAUGACUAAGCCGCUUCUGGCGAACCAGAGCAGCGCACGGAAACGCCGUUUACCUUCCCGCUGGAGCGGUACCUAUUUAUCUACUUGCACUUUGAUGUGCUUUCAAACUGCUAGGUUGGCAGGAGCAGGGACUGAGCAACAGGAGCUCACCCCGUCGCAGGGAUUUGAACCGCUGACCUUCUGAUCAGCAAGUCCUAGGCUCUGUGGUUUAACCCACAGUGCCACCCGCGUCCCAUACAACUUCUUGAUACUACCUCCUUAAUUGUGAUAUGCUGGUUUGUGCCACAGACCCGGAUCCUGGUGACUCAUAGCCUAAGCUUCCUGGCCCAAGUGGAUGACAUUGUGGUGCUGGUGGCUGGAGCUGUUUCCGAACAGGGUUCUUACAGCACCUUACUGGCUAAUGGUAAAGCAUUUGCUCAGCUGCUCAACACAUAUGGAAACCAACAGGAAAACAGUCCUGAAGAGGAAGCUACAGGUAAGAAAGCAUUACAUUAUACAGCAGGGGUGGGGGAACCUUAUCAGGAUUGGCCUUUUAAGCCAAAUUUGACAGGUGAGCUGGGCUCCUCACCUGUCGCCUGACUUCACAAUAAAGCAAGGUGCUGCUGAAACAGAAGAAAACAUAUUUGAUUUAGUAGUGUGAUCAGGGAGGCGGUUUGCAUUGAAACGAAGGUUUCCCCCACUCUAGCAGGGGUUUCAGUGUAAACCCUUUCCUGAUUAGGAAGAGAGUUGAACUGAAUCCUGACACAUGGAGCAGGAUUUAACUCUCCUAAAUCCUGUUGCAUUGGUUGUGCAUGCCAACCUUCCUGUGGGGAACUGGUUCUGUUGCUGUUGGCUGCAUGCACUUCACCUGCAGCACCCAUCAGAGAAAUGCCAGCUGAUUGACAUGGUUUUGAGAAAAUGGCCUUGAGGUCCAAGGUGGUACCACUGGCAGGCUAAGAUUGGCCUGUGGCCCAGAGGUUCCUCACUCCUUGUAUACAGGGUUGAGGGACACUGAUCAAAGUGACCGUCCAGUAUGCAUCUUGUUCUGGAGUGAGUCACAGUAAGGUGGUGCCAUAAAUAUGAUUUGUAACUUCCAUGUAUCAAAACUCCAUUUUGAACAGCAACGAGACAACUCUUGUGGGGCAGGAUCCACCUAAGAUAAUGACCUGAUAUAGUGACCUUCAGACUUCAUUCUUCCUGAACUUGCCUCCUUCCUGAGUUUCAUGCCAUGGUCUUGACUUUUUUUUUAGUGGGGAUGGAAGAGGACCUAGAACUGGAUGGGGACACUGAACCUGGAGCUGAGGAGGUACCAACUGAUGUGGUGACCAUGUCCCAGAAGAGUGAGGCCAGUGUCCACCAAAAGGACUUCAUCCGCAGGUUAGGCCUCCUAUGAACUCACAGCCACUUUAUUUGCUAAUUUGCCUUCCUAUUCUCCCCAUCUUUCUCCCUGUCUUUCUAAUAUCUCCCUUUCCUUUCUUCCAUUUGGAAUUUAUUUAAGGCUAUUGAGCAAGGCCUUAGGGUUGGGGUAGGUGGGGACCAAAGGGGCCCCCUCAAAACCAGAAGUCCUAGGGAAGUGUUGAUUCCUUCCUUGAGACUUGUCUAUGAUCCUAGCAUCUUUCCUCACAUGGCUAAAAAACUCUCUCAGCACCACCACAUCCAGUCACCUCAUCUUUCACACACUUGCCCAAUCAACAUCCUCAUAGGGCUUGCAGGGCCUGGGAUCAGAACUGUUUUGUCUCUGUGUAGCUCAAGAAUGGGAAGCCUGUGGCCGUCCAAAUGUUGUCACUCCCAUUCAGGAGGUAUACUGUAACAACAUCUGGGGUGGGUGGGCACAGGUUCUCUGGACUUGGCAUAGCUGAUACUUUGCUGAGUUUCACCCUGCAGCUGCCUUGAUUCCAAAGUUCUGUGAUGUUUUUCUCAUUGGGCAUACUCAGAUUUUCAGCUUUAUUCCAGAAUCCUUGUUGAUCUCAGUCACCUCUGAUGGCCUGAGAAAAACCAAAUUGGGUGGAUACAGGGCAAAACGAUGAACUGGGAUGUUGGGUCAUCCCAAUGUGCUCUUAGAUUGAUAAAGGGUUGCAGCACCAGUCACCAGACAACAGGUUUCAUGUGUCGUGUAUUUUUAGAUUGUCACCCUGAGGGCAGGAACCGUCUUAGAACUGAUUUUUGUAAACUGUUCUGAGACCCUUUUUGGCUAAAAGGCAAGGUAUAAAUACUUUAGAAAAACAAAAUGGCAGGCAGGGCAGCACAGUGCCCAGAGCAUGCGGGGAAGGACGAUAGAAUCUCUGUCCCUCAUCAUUGUUCUCCUGUGUUAGCCUUAGUAACAGCAGUCACAGGUCGCUCACGAUGUCACAGCGAAUGAAGUUGAAGGAGAAGAAGCCAGUGGCUGAGAUAAAAGGACAGAGGCUGAUUGACAAGGAGGCCAUGGAAACCGGCAAGGUGAGAGGGAGGGGUCAAAAUGUUCUCCUGCCUCAUAAUUAGGACAAAUGAGGGUCUCAAAGAGAUGGAAGGGAGGAGGGUUGUGGAGACCCUGUCCCAGAGCUAGAUGGGGAACAGAGAAUGACCACCUUGCAGGAGGUUAGUUGAAGGACUCCUCAUUCCAUUACCCCCAAGGAAAAGGUGUAGUAAUGCUGUUUUGAUUGAUAAAUUAAUUAAUUUGUACACCACCCUUCUUCUGAAGAUCCCCAGGCGGUUCGAACAGAAAAAUAAAAAAAUGAGAAUACAAUAGUGCCCUCUAUUUUGGGUUUUGUUAAAUUCUUUCUUUCCUGUUAACCUGCCGCUCAAUUUUAAGAGCCUUUGCAGUGUCCAUUAUUGCGCCCUGCCCGUCCAAGGAACAGUUCAGUCUUUGUGUCCUUAUAUACUGACUACUGGACUGUUCCUGCUUAUUUUCCUGGUUAAUUGAGUCAUAUGCCAUAGCAUAUGCUGGAACGUAAGAGGUUUUCAAGGGCUGCUAUUUCAGAGUGUGUGCAAUGAUCACCCACUACGGCACUCUGUGUCUGAUAACAACCCUCUGCCUUGUAGGUGAAGUUCAGCAUGUAUCUGCAAUACCUCCGUGCUGUUGGCUGGUGCCUGUCAACAAUGGUCUUGCUUGCCUACAUAGGGCAAGCUGUAGCCACGAUUGGCUCCAACCUGUGGCUUAGUGAGUGGACAAAUGAUGCUGCAAAGUACGCGAACCAGACCUACCCAGCUUAUCAACGUGACCUGCGUAUUGGAAUCUAUGGGGCAUUGGGUGCUGGCCAGUGUAAGUCUCUGAAAAACAGAACCACUCGAGAAAUGUAGAGUGGCUAGGAACUGCCCUGUUAGUUGACAAACAAAUCGGCUCCCAAACGCCGAAAACCCGGAAGUAAGUGUUCCGGUUUUUGAACGUUUUUCAGAAGCAGAACAUCCGACGCAGCUUCCACUUGAGUGUAGGAAGCUCUGUUCUUGAGCUGGUAGCAGUUUUCAAGGUCCAAAGACCUGCGAAAUUUGGACCCACAGCUGAAAGCAAUAGACCCAUUACUGGGAACACAUGGGCAGCUAUCCAGGGUGGCAUUUUGCAGAGGGCACCACUAGAGGUCUAUACAGGUGAUAUCAUCAGGGCACAACACCAAGGCAGAUGGAACUGCACCAUAAUUCACCUAGAUCAGAGAUGGACAACCUGUGGUCUUCCAGAUGUCAUGGAACAGAAUGUCAUGUCCCACCAGCUCUAUCCAACAUAACCAGUGAUCUAGAAUGAUGGAAGUUGUUGUCAGGAAAAGCAUCUGGAGGGCCACAGGUUCCUAUCUUUGUCCUCUAGUACCAUAUGGCCUAAGGCUGUUGAUGCCAGUAUCUCCCUAUUCAUCAGGUCCUUACCAAUGGAUGUCUUUGUUCUAGCUCUAUUCCUGCUGACUUCAGCCCUUCUUGCUGCCCACGGUGCUGUCCGGGCCUCCCGGGUCCUACACGAGCGGCUGCUGUCCAACAUCCUGCGUGUGCCCAUGAGCUUCUUUGACACAACGCCAACAGGCCGCAUCGUGAACAGGUUUGCCAAGGUAUGAGCUCACGCUCUGCGAGGCUUGCAGAGACUCAAAAGUAGUUGCCGAAGUUUUUAACUGGGCCAGGAGGAAUUGGCAAGUGCCUCAAGCUAUAACUUGCUGAGAGUGUGUUGGGAAUGGGGGCACCUAUGCUGAUGAUGCUUUGAGAUUCUUGUGGGAUCCUAUCAGGCUUAGCUUCCAGCCUUCCUUGCACAACUGCACAUGCACUCACUGCAGAUGUAUAACUGUUUGGAGGUGUUACUGGACUCUCAGCUCCCAUCAGCCCCAGGCAACACAGUCAAUGGUGAGGGAUGAUGGGAGCUUGAGUCCAACAACAUAUGGACAGCACCAGAUUGGCACCACCCUUGGUUUGGACCAUCCCUUCAAGGUGCAGCAGCAGAAAUAGUUUCCAGACACUUUUGCCAGUUGCCCUUGUUAUAGCAGCAUUGCACCCUAUGCACUGCAGUCCUGGUUUAAGCGAACCAAAAAGUUUGGGGUUGGGGGAUUCAAGCUGAAAUCAUGUAAACAUGAAGAAGUUAACAGGCAGAGAAAAGAUGGGUGCCUUUCAUGGUUAGGUUUCCCUGGGCUAUAAUUUGUGUAACUUUGGUCUGUUUCCCAUCACCAGCCAUGACACAUGUCUGCCAGCUUUCAGUAAAUUGGGUGGUUUUUUAAAAAAAAGUUUCUUUUUAAUCAGUGGGACCAAGAUAAUGGGAAAAUAAUCUCUCUCUCCCCCUGCUAGCCCCUGUAGAUUUUUCCAUUAUCAAUUUAGAUUGUAAAGUUCUUUGCAAGAACCUUUCUGGAGACUUACGUAUGUAAAGAACUAUUUAUACUGAUAUAAAUAACAAAAAUACUUUAAAAGCAUAAUAUUGAAUCUUUACAGAUAAAUUGUAAACAGAUAAAAACAUUAGCAGGAUUAUUGUAAUAACCUGCAGUUUUAUAAGAGUAUAUACUUACAGUAGAUAAUUAAAUGAGCAAGUUAAAUGAAUUUGGAUAUUCAGAAUAUAUUAAAAAAUAAAUUUAAGGAACCGCAGAAAGAGGGGGAAAGAAGUCAAAUUUUGAAAUGUUAAAUUGAUUGGAGAACUAAUGAAAUGUAUAAAUUUGAAAAGUAUAAAUAAAAAACUAAAAAAGGAAAAGAAAAAAAGCAUAAUUUCUUAGAAGAAUUCAGACCCAAUCCAGCUACAAUUUACUUCCUCCACCACCUCCACUCCUGUGUGCCUUGCUCCACUUGGGGAGUUUCCUACCACCAGUCCUCCCUUGAGCAGAGAACGCGAUUCACUGAUCAGCCCUGAGUGUCUAACGGUGCACACAGAGGUCUCCAUUAUCUUAUACAUUGAGAUGUAUGAAAUGGGUGCAGAAAGCUCAUAAUGCAAAGAAAAGGUGUGGUGCGCGUCUAUGGUUGUACCAGUGGAACUUUCAAACAAUAAAACCAGUUUGUAGGUCAGGGAGAAUAAUGAGAAAAAUGUUUAAAGUUAGGGAGAGAGAAUUCAAAUGAGAAAACCUGAGUAAGUUCAUAAUAGUAGAAAAGGGCACUGGUUGAAUGAAGUUUAGAAGAACUUUGGCAUUUCAUGCCCCCCCCCCCAUCUCAGAAUUUGUAAACCACUCUACAUUCAGGGAACACCCAAGCAGUUUAUAGAAGUGAAACAUAUAAAACAUAAUACAGAUCAUAAUACAGAUCAUAAAAGACUAUUAAAACAUAAAAAGUGUGUGUGAGCAUUGCAUAAAGUGAUUGUGUGAAAUAAUAAUAAUAAUAAUGGUAGAAAUAAAUGUAAGUGAGAGUGAUAGACCUAAAAGUGAAACCUUUGUUUCCAGCUCGGUUUUGAAGCACUCUCAUUCAUAACUGGCCACUCGUGAAUCUAGGUUGUACAGCAUGAUGCUUCCAACUCUCAUUUCUUUUGUCAACUCCCUCCUCUCUGCCCCCUGCAGGACAUUUUCACUGUGGAUGAGAGCAUUCCCAUGUCAUUCCGCUCCUGGAUUAACUGCUUGUUGGGGAUUUUCAGCACUCUGUUUAUAAUCUGUCUGGCCACACCUUAUUUUGCAAUUGUCAUGCUGCCUCUGGGUAUCAUAUACUACUUUCUUCAGGUGAGCUGGGGCCCAGCCUCUUUGGAAGCGAACAUUCCUUUUAUUGCCAGGUUGCAUCCAUUCAGAACUGUUGCUUGAGCCCUGGGGCUUCAGCUCCAAUACCUACCUGCUUUGCUGUUCAUUACCACUGAAGUUAAUGGACAUUACUAACUUGGGUUCAUUAAUUUCAGUGGGUCUCCUCUGAGAGAGACUUGGUCAAACCCUUAGUUCUGUGAUGACCAGGAAAGUGCAGAGGAUCAAAAUCCUCAAUAUUAGAGCAGAACUAUAUUGCUAUCCAGAAUGUCAGUGACUGGAAGGAGCUAUGCUCUUGCCAGCUGAAAGAAGAGAACGACCACAAGACCAAGUGCAGAAUAGAACACACCUUUCAGCUUGCAGCAGUGCAAACUGUUUUCUUUAAACUGCUUCUUGUUUCAUAGGAGCUGCAUACCUCUUCCUUCUAAAAUACCCAACUGUGGGCAGGAUUCAACUAAUGAGUCCCACUAGUAGAACCCUAUGCAAGGACUUCCACUAGUGCAAUGGGACUUUUGCCUCUCUCCUCUGCCCAAAACUGGCUCUGUUGGGAUCAGGAGAACCCCCAGAAUAGCACACAGAGGAGGAGAGGGGGACAUUUUGUCUGGCAAGCUGAAAUACUUUCACUGAUGGAACAAUUUCCAUAGCUGCUAUGUUGACUUCCUCCCUGUAUUAAUUAUUUUUGAAUGAUGUAAAACUGCCAAUGUAAUACCAUCAGAUAGGUUUCAUUUCCCAAACAGGCUUCUUUGCAUUUAAUGUGCUUACAAACAGGCGCUGUAAGUCACUGCAGAUGCCAGCCCUCCGAAAUCCAUGUUCUUAAAGCACACCAGAAACAGUGACUCCAUCAAACCUUUCUAAAGCUCUCCUGGCAUGGGCUUACUAGUGAACAACAGAUUAUGGCUAACACCAUUGGAAAACUGAUGCUUGGGUAUAAUAAAGCAAAACUUGAGCCCCAGAAUUGAUUUAGCAUUUCCUCUCAGAAGGCAGACUCACCAAACACCUCUGAAACUGUAGAAUGGCAUAGUCCUAGUCUCCCAUUGGCUAAAUAUGAACUAACAGCUGCAACAUACCUGCCAACAUUUAUCCAAUGGAAAUAGGGACAUCCUAUUCAAUAGUAAUAGUAAUAAUAAUUUUUAUUAUUAUUUUAUAUGUACCCUGCCCAUCUGACUAGAUUGCCCAUAUGUUGCUUCCAACAUUUUAAAAAACAGUAAAAAAAACCAGUAAAAAAACUUCCCUAUACAGGGCUACCUUCAGAUGUCUUCUAAAGGUUAUAUAGUUACUUUAUCUCCUUGGCUCAGGGAUGGGUUGCAUACAUACCCUCCAACAUUUCUCUGAAAAUAGGGACGUCCUAAGGAAAAGUGGGACAUUCUGGAAUCAAAUCAGAAUGGGAUGGCUUCUGUAAAUACGGGACUGACCCUGGAAAAUAGGGACACUUGGAGGGUCUGCUGCAAGCAAUGGUUUUAGGAGUGAGGGAUAAUGGUAAGGCUGGGAGGUCUCUGCUUUCCUUGUGGCUAUCAACUAGUGCAUCUCUCUCCUCCUAGCGGUUCUAUGUGGCCACCUCCCGCCAGCUGCGGCGUUUGGACUCAGUCACUCGGUCUCCCAUCUAUUCCCACUUCAGCGAAACAGUGUCGGGCCUCUCUGUCAUCCGGGCCUACGGGCACCAGGAACGCUUCCUGAAACACAACGAGGAGCUUGUGGACAUCAACCAGAAGUCUGUGUACUCUUGGAUCGUUUCCAACAGGUGAGGCUGUGAUGUGGAAGGUUUUGGCCUAUUCUCUAAAUCAGGGAGUUGGGAACUUCAGGCUGUGGGGCCAAAUCCAGCCCUUUGGGACUCUCUUUUUGUGCCUAAGACCUCUCCCCAGGCCACACGCCUCCCUCACUCCAUUUCAGACCCUGAAUGGUUUUUGCCAGGCUGGAAUGUGUCCUUGAACUCUGGCCAUGCCUUUGGUUCUCUGGAUGGAGGAUGGGUGUUGGGGUGUAGGAGUGUGUAUAGAUACUAGCCUGCCGUACAAAGGUAAAUUUUACACCCAUGGUUCUGGCCACCUUUGCCUCUGCCCCUGUGCACCACUAGCACGUGGCCCUUGCAACUUUGCCCAGAGGGGAAUGUGGCCCCCAAACUGAAAAGGUGCCCCCAGUCCUCAAAAAGGGACCACCAGUCCUCAGACAACACCAGCAGGUGUACUUUUUUAGUUUGGGUGUUACUACAAAGCCUAAAAGGGACGUGGGUGGCGCUGUGGGUUAAACCACCGAGCCUAGGACUUGCCAAUCAGAAGGUUGGUGGUUUGAAUCCCCGUGAUGGGGUGAGCUCCCAUUGCUCGGUCCCUGCUCCUGCCAACCUAGCAGUUCGAAAGCACGUCAAAGUGCAAGUAGAUAAAUAGGUACCGCUUCGGCGGGAAGGUAAACGGCGUUUUCCGUGCACUGCUCUGGUUCGCCAGAAGCAGCUUAGUCAUGCUGGCCACAUGACCCGGAAGCUGUACGCUGGCUCCCUCAGCCAAUAAAGCGAGAUGAGCGCCGCAACCCCAGAGUUGGUCACGACUGGACCUAAUGGUCAGGGGUCCCUUUACCUUCACUUUACAAAGCCUAAAGCAAAGUACUGUACAGUUUUCUGUUGGCCUGGUGGAGACUCUCUAGGUGUGCAGCUUAUCCAGGUUACUUCAAAGUAACAUGCCUUCCUUUCUCACAUGACUCUAAGUGGGCUGGUACAGGCUGAGCAUUUGGGAUAUCAGGAGGCUGUGCUUAGGCAUCACUGCCAGAAGCCAAGUGUUAAAAUUUGACUCUGAAGUGAAAGCAGGAACGCCUCUUCUGCUCAAUGGCAGUGGCUGGAUUUGAGAUGCUGCAGGUUGCGGUACUGAUGGAGCACUUACCUUUCCCUUCCGCAUUUGUUCCUCCUUACAGGUGGCUGGCUGUGCGCCUAGAAUUUGUGGGGAACCUGGUGGUUUUCUUUGCAGCGCUACUGGCAGUCUUUGCUAAGGAUACUUUGGACAGUGGCAUUGUGGGACUCUCUGUCUCCUCAGCUCUCAAUGUAAGUGACUGAGGCCACAAGGGGCCAGAAUAAUAGCUAUACUGGGACUUUGUAAGGCGCGUUGAUACACAAGCUUGGGAUCUAGUGCCUAAUUUGGGGGUUUUCUUGCAAUUUAUUUUUUACUUGUUUUCAUAAACCAUCAGGUGUAUUAGAGAUGGAGUCUUGUCAUGAAGCCCAAGAGCUACUCACUACAAAGCUAGGUGCCAGGUUAAGUUCAAGGUGCUGGUAUAGACAGAUUGGGAUCAGUAUACCUAAAAUACAAUAUCCCCUUAUGUACCCCAUCAGUGAUCACUACACUUUGUAGGUGAGAGCCUCUUGCAGAUGGCGUCUUAUCAGGUCUAUUCCACACAAUAUAGGAACCCAGCCUUUCUUGUUAUGACAAGUACGCUUUGGAAUUUUCUCCUGUUAAAUAUUUGACGGGCACCAUCUCUGUUGCCUAUCUCUUUCAACUCUUUCAAUAGAGACCUUUCCCAGUCUGCAUCUGUACUAGAAUUUGUUUUUAGAUGUUUUAAUUAUCACUUGUGUGUUUGCUGCCCUGCAUUCCUUCAGUAGGAAGGGCAGGAUAUCAAUUUAAUUAAUAAAUGGUAGUAAUGAUGAUGGUAAGCCUUCCUAUUGGGAGUGUGAGAGGAGGCCACUGUGCCUUUAAAAAGGGAUUCUCAUAAGAAGACAUGCUCCUGCGCCUUUCUUCCUUGUGUCUGUAGAUGUGGGCAAAUGGGAUGCAAUGGGUUCUCUUAAGUAUGGGGCAGGGAAGGGGAAGGGCUGGAGGACCAAGGCUGUUUUAGUGAUAGUUCCACUACCAUGCAGAUCACCCAAACAUUGAACUGGUUGGUGCGGAUGACUUCGGAGCUGGAGACCAACAUUGUGGCUGUGGAGAGAGUGCAUGAAUACACACAUGUGGAAAAUGAGGUAUGGGGAGCUGUGGCGAUGUGGGAUGGGGUUUGCAAGAUUGCUGUGCUGUGGGAGAGGUCCCAAUGAUUCAAAUAUAUCUUGUGUGAUGCCCAUUCUUUCUCCUGCAGGCACCAUGGGUAACAGCCCAGAGACCACCUUCUGGCUGGCCCAACAAUGGAGAGAUAAGAUUUAUAGACUACCAAGUGCGGUAUCGGCCUGGGCUGGAGCUGGUUCUCGAUGGGAUCAAGUGUGAGAUCCAGAGCAGAGAGAAGGUGAGGCACUGGGGGGGAGGUAAACAGCUGGUUGAGGCUACUGAGAAGGGGAGCAGCACACAUUGGGAGAAAAAAGGAGUCACAUAGCAGAUACUGUCCUUUAUUUGCCGAGCCUGCAUCCCAUGGACCUGAAAACCUCUAGGUUGUUCAGCUUCCAAGAAUAAUUCUCUUAUCUCAAAGUUCAGAACCAACACAGACCUGUCCGACAGGAACCGGAGCAGAGAUGCAACAUCCUGUCUAGUUGGAUGAAUGAACCAGGAAAGGAUAACUGAGAAAUAAAAGCGGUUUGGUUUAUCUAACCCUUGAGAUGCUCUUGCUUCAGGUUGGUGUCGUGGGCCGAACUGGGGCUGGAAAAUCCUCGCUCACCAACUGCCUCUUUCGCAUCCUGGAGGCAGCUGGAGGCAAAAUCCUGAUUGAUGGACUUGACAUAGCAACGCUUGGACUUCAUGAUCUCCGCCGGAACAUCACCAUCAUCCCACAGGUGAGACACCCAGUAAACCUGGCUUGAAGGAGCUGAGGCCAGGCUUUGGCUGCUUGGAGGGAGGGAGUGGAGUACCGAUACCAAGUUCUGUGUGGGGUGUCCUCCCUUAUUGCAUUGAUGCUGCUGAUUCCCGUGGUGGAGGGCUUCCCAUGCUGUUAUUCCCCACUCUGGCUGACAGGGGUGGAGAAUAUCACAUGGACGACAUCAGGUGGCCAGUUUUUGCCCACAUGGUUUGAAAUUGCAUUAUUCAGGGGCAUGCAUGCUGUGCAUGGUUUAAAACCCUCAGUAAUCUUUCACAGCCCCCUAAGCAGCAGAUGGGGACAUGGGUGGCGCUGUGGGUUAAACCACAGAGCCUAGGACUGGCUGAUCAGAAGGUCGGCGGUUCGAAUCCCCGCGACGGGGUGAGCUCUCAUUGCUCGGUCCCUGCUCCUGCCAACCUAGCAGUUCGAAAGCACGUCAAAGUGCAAGUAGAUAAAUAGGUCCCGCUCCAGCGGGAACGUAAACGCCAUUUCCAUGCGCUGCUCUGGUUCGCCAGAAGCGGCUUAGUCAUGCUGGCCACAUGACCCGGAAGCUGUAUGCCGGCUCCCUCGGCCAAUAAAGCGAGAUGACCACCGCAACGCCAGAGUCGGUCACGACUGGACCCAAUGGUCAGGGGUCCCUUUACCUUUAAGAAGCAGGCGAUAAUUAGGGCUUCAAUGUGCCAUGCACUGCAAACCACUUUUUGACCCAAUCUGUCUUUACUUGCCCCUCAGCUGAGGUCAUAUAUGACAUCAGGUGCACAUGGUUUGGACAAAACGGUCUAGCAGGCCUUAUUAGACUUGUGUCCUCCACUGCUAUAUUGAUGAGAUGGCAAAUACAGUGGUACCCCGCAAGACGAACGCCUCGCAAGACGGAAAACCCGCUAGACGAAAGGGUUUUCCGUUUUGGAGGCGCUCAUGAAGCGAUUUCCCUAUGGGCUUGCUUCGCAAGACGACAGCCCAUAGGGAAAUCUCAGGGACAGCGGGGAGCGCAGCGCGUCUUCCCCACUGUCCUCGGACCUCCUCCGAAGCCUGGCGGCGGGGCGGGGACACCUCCUCCCGCCGCCGCCGGGCUCGGAAGGCUCCCUCCGAAGCCGGGCGGGGGAGGGAACACCUGCCGCCGCCGCCCGGCUCCGAGCGGUGCUCCGGGCCGGGCGGGGGGAGGGAACACCUGCCGCCGCCGCCCGGCCGGGAACGGUGCUCCGAGCCGGGCGGGGGGAGGGAAGACCUCCCGCCUCUGCCCGGCUCGGACGGUGCUCGAGCCGGGCAGUGGGGAGGGAAGACCUCCCGCCUCGGCCCGGCUUCGGAACGGUGCUCCGAAGCCGGGCGGGGGGGAGGGAAGACCUCCCGCCUCUGCCCGGGGGCGGAACGGUGCUCCGAAGCCGGGCGGUGGGGAGGGAAGACCUCCCCCCGCCGCCCCCCGUCGGCACGGGGGUCCCACGCCGGGCGGGGGGGGGGGGAAGACCGUCUGAAGGCGGGCGGGGGCGAAGUCUUUGCUCCCCUGCCUGCCUGUCCCGGAGGGCUUUUGAAGGCGGGGAGCAAGACUCGCCCCCGCCCGCCUUCAGAAGAGGUCCAGGACCUCUUCUGAAGGCUGGCGGGGGCAAAGUCUUUGUCCCCCUGCCUGCCUUCCCAGGGGCUUUAAAUUGCCCCGGACAGCGGAGAAGUCCUCCGCUGUCCCGGGAGUGAUUUUAAAUGCCGCCCGCCAGCAUUUUAAGAUCGCCCGGACAGCGGAGAAGUCCUCCGCUGUCCCGGGGUUUUAAAAUGCUGGGGGUGGGAAGAAAAGCCCUUGCCCCCAGCCUUCAGAAGAGGUCCGGGGACAGACUGUCCCCGGACCUGGUCUGAGGCGGUUUCCCUAGGAACGCAUUAAUUGAUUUUCAAUGCAUUCCUAUGGGAAACCGUGCAUCGCAAGACGAAAAACUCGCAAGACGAAGAGACUUGCGGAACGAAUUAAUUUCGUCUUGCGAGGCACCACUGUACCACCUCCUAUUUUGUAACACAGUGGAACAAGGGGGCAUGAAUAGAAGGGGUUAAUUUGUAGGGCCCAUCGUGAAUGUUCUACAUCCCCAAAGCAUAUAUGGCUGCAGACCAAGAUCAUCCCUCGUGGAAGACCAUCCAUGCCGGCUUAAACCGUAGCUUUUGGAUCCCAGAGAUGGGAUGCUGAAGAACCUUGCCUACUUCACCCUAUCCAUACUGUAGCUCACUGUUCAGCACUUGAGUGUGGCUGAAAGGAGGAACACCACCUUGGUUCAGCCUAGCCAUGCUGCUGCUUCCAGUCGUACCUGCCUUAAGCCUCUCGUGUCUGCACCUACAGGAUCCUGUUCUUUUCUCGGGGAGCUUGCGCAUGAACCUGGACCCAUUUGACCAGCACUCGGAUGAAGAAGUCUGGCAUGCUCUGGAGCUGGCACACUUGAAGUCUUAUGUACACAGCCUGCCUGAAGGACUGUCCUAUCUAGUGAGCGAAGCAGGAGACAACCUGAGGUACAGGAAGGGUAAUACGGGCUGCUGUGCGGUGCUCCCAUCCUGAGAGUUGGGAGACUGUUGGGAGAGCAUGGGCUGUGAUGGUACUUACACUAGACCCUUGCAGGCAGCUGCAUCCAUUUAGCUAGUAAUGGGCUGAUCUUGUUUCCACAGUGUGGGGCAAAGGCAACUUGUCUGUUUGGCACGGGCCCUCCUCCGUAAAUCCAAAAUCCUGAUUCUGGAUGAGGCCACGGCAGCUGUGGAUAUGGAGACUGACUACCUGAUCCAAGAGACAAUCCGGAGCGAGUUUGCAGACUGCACCGUGCUCACCAUUGCCCAUCGGUUGCACACCAUUAUGGACAGCCACAGGUACAGUUUGUGGGGUUGUGGGCACGCUAUGUGAAAUCUGGCGUGAUUUGGAGUGGCAUUCUCUCAUCAUACCCUGGUUCAGGGCUUCAUGGUCUCACGAAAAAAGCAGCAAAGGUUCCCUCGGCCCACAAUGGAUGAAGCGCCUACAGCACUUGUUUCCCAAACUUUGGGGUCUCUAGUUGUUUUUGGACUACAAUUCCCAUCAUUCUUAGCUACCAGGACCAGUGGUCAGGGAUGAUGGGAGUUGUUGUCUGAAAACAUUCUGGAGACCCAGGUUUGGGAAACACUGACCUACAGCAACAGUGGAAUUGCAUGGAGUAAACUGUCAUUCAGUAAUCAUCCCACUAAAACUUCCACUUGGUGCUCCUAGAACUGACAACACAUUUGGAAAUCUAAAUCCAGAUAGUUUGUGGCCUGUACUAAAUAUCCUUACAUACGUUGACACACAAUCCUGAAGAAAGCCAAUUUUUGAAGUCCAUGAGUGAAAAGCUUUCUAGCAGAAGGUUAGUGAGCAUAGGAAGAACCUGCUGGAUGAGGCCAAAGGCCCACCUAGUCCAGCAUCCUGUUCGCACAGUGGCCAACCAGGUGCCUGUUGGCCCACAACCCAUAAGCAUGAUCUCAGCCCAACGGCACUCUCUCCAACCGUGGUUUCCAGCAACUUGUAUUCGGAGGCCUACUGCAUACAAAUGGUUUUCUUUGAUAGUCAAACAAGAGAAAUAACUCAGCAUGCAGCGCAGUGAAAUAAAACUUUAGAAAGUAAGCCUGUUGUUUUCCUAAGCCUGCAUUAAACAAAUGCUUGAAAAGCACAGUAAAUGCUGUGCAGGUCAAUUUUUUCCUGGGAAAGCAAAUCCCUUCUCAGGUUGGCUUUUAGCUGCAAGCACAUAAACAACAAGAAGAACAAUGGAUUUCUAGAAACCUUUUAACAACAUUUGGCAUCCAAGACUGGGCCGUAAGUUGCUACAAAGCAGAUCUGGAAGGAAAGCGAUGACCUCAUUAAAUCUGCUUUACAGUAACCAAUACUUCCAAAGGAGAAUAUAACAAAACAGAGAAGCCUUUGGAGCUGCAAUGGCUCCAUCAGCCCAACCUUUUGGGACAAUGGUUCAGCCUGUGCUUCCCACUCAACUCAGCAAAACAAAAGUUCCUGUGAUAGGAUGAUGACCUUUCAGGGUGAGCAAUUGGACACAGAAAUCCCUGUAUAAAAUAUUGGAUGCAUUAUUAGCUCAGUGACUCCCAUAUUUUUUUAAAGUGAAGUGGUGAAUCAUUAAGGGAUGGAAUACGUUCAACCCCACCACGCAAGCCAGGUUGACCAUCAAUGCCAAUAAUUAUUUACCCAGAUCAGUUGAAGAGAUUCUUAUCCUUCCCUCCACCCUCUGGCCACUUUCCCUUUUCCAUUCCGGAAACUCCCUCCUCUGGAGCCACCCUGUUGCAGUUUCCACUUCUUUUCCUCAGAAAUGUAGAUGGCGGGGUCAGUUUUAGAGUUGCUGGUGUCAGCUUUUCUUUUGGUGCCAUACAGAUUGACACCACUUAGUUUCUGAUUGCUAACCUGGAAGGUGCUAGGAGCUGUGUGCAACUAGAUAUGGGUGCUUGUGCUCAAUCUCAAAUGUCUCUCUCUCCACUCCAGGGUGAUGGUGCUUCAGGCGGGAAGGAUUGUGGAGUUUGACAGCCCUGACCAUCUGCUUAAACAGCAAAGCAUCUUUGCAGCAAUGGCCAAGGAUGCUGGAAUUGUAGGAAGCCAGAACACUGCCAUGUAGAGGCAAGGGCAGCAAGACCAAGGCCAGCUUCACGCAUCCUUGUGGUAGCUUUUCCUGGACUUUUACCUUUGACUGGGUGCCAACACUGUCUGUACCAGCAGUGAUAUUAUGCCUGAAGCACAGAUUGUAUCAUCAUACAGUUUCUGGGCACACUGCACUCAACCAGCUUGUAUCUUCAGACAGCUACCUGAUAUUUUCUUUGGCCCCGAACUCAAGCACCGCCUAUAAGCCAGCCAUGGUUCUGCAGAAGGGGUGCACUUUUACUAUCGCCCUCCAAGAUAGAAAAGAUCAACGGAAGCUCUACCACUCCUCCUUUGUUUCAAGACACAGCGCAGAAGUUCCCAUACAAUUCUCCGUGCUAUGAAGUAGGCAAAAACAAGCUGGUGGUGUUUAGUCUUAACUGGUUCCGUUUAUCGCCCCCCUGCCCCCAAAAUGCAUCACCUUCCAGAUUCAUGUUUCUUUGGGGAUACCGGCAGCUUUUGUUUCCUCCUCCUUGCAUGGGGUUUCACACCUUCAUUUGGAGGUGGGGUGGAGAGAGGAUUUAGGUGACAAAUUAGAACUUCACAACACUUAGUACAUGGAGAAGUGCUGGAAAGGUGCUGACUAAUAACUCUUUGGGAAUCUUGUCCCAAACAGUCCAGUCUCUGUACCCUUCUUUUAAAUUUGCUGUCACAAGGUGUUUCAAAUGUGGGGUGCACUGGGUUUUUAAAAAAAAGUUUUCAUACCCUGUCUACUGACCAAAGUUCCUGAGGCAUCUUACGCUGUAUUUAAAAUACAAUAAAACAGACAAUAAUCACUGAAGCGGGACAAACGUUUCUUGCAUGUUCCUGGCCCUAGACUUUCCCCCAGAUGCAGCAGGCACUGGAGAAGCAAAGUAUGAAAAUACAAAUUUGCUUUUCUUGCUAUUGGGUGUUCCCACCCUUCCCAAUAUUCCAGAAGGAUUUUCCUUGGCACAAAGGAAAGUUAGGCAUAAGUGGCUCUUACUUUUAUAGGUCAAUCUCCCAUUUUUGCCAGUACCGUUACCAUUCAUCCCUGGACCAUCAUAAUAUUUGAUUGUUCCUGACAAUCUUGGUGUUUGUGUGCUCGAGUUGAGGCAAGCUGCUUGCUGUCACAAGGAGAAGGGGUAACGCAAACGGGGGGACUGUGCAUGAAUCAUUCAAGAUACGUCAGAAAAAGUUUUUAUUUACAAAACAGCAGCUCAGGAGGCACAAUGCAGCUGUUAUUCUCUGCUCUUUUAUCUUGGAGCAGGAAUACCCCCCCCCAAAAAAAAACCCCUCUUGACUUGGGGCAAGGUGGUCCUAGCCGUAUGUACACACACACACAGCAGCAGCAUCCAAGGUGUGCCACCAGACCCCACCUGAAGCUGCGUGAAGGAGCCCUUAUGCACUUUGCAACAGCCAAUGCCAAGUAACACUGAGAGAAAGGAAGCGCUCUCGUUUUCAGUAGCUAAUCUCCAGCACCCUUGCAUACAACAUUGCAGUCUGUAGGAAAACAAAAUUGCAACCUGUCUUUGUAUUAGAUCCACUACUGAACAAGAGGCCAGCCUGUAGUGGAUCUUCAGUCUUGCAACUGUUUCAUGCCAUGAUAGCUUAAUGGAACAUCUAAGUUCAGAGACAGCGCAGACUUUUGCAUACCAGUUGCUGGGGGACAAAUGGGCAGAUGAGGGGCCAUUGCCUGCAGGCUCUGCUAGUGGGCUCCUAGAAGCGUGAGGAUGGUUACUGGGAAGCAGGUAAGAUGGAUCCUUAGACUGAUCUGACAGGGCACACCCAGCCCCCUGGGUUACCAUUUGCCAGAUGCCUCACAGUUGCAUAAUCAGCCGCUAGUCUGAAACUUGUUAGUCAAAGGAGACUAAACACCUACUUCAAAGGGGAAUAAACUCCACACGGCAAUGCUUGAGGCGAGGGGCACUGCCCCUCAGGACCAGGCACAGAGAGGUUCAGUCUCAUUAGGGUAAACCAGCAGAACCCUGUGGAAGCACUUCAUUCAACUUCACGGGAAACCUGGUUUGGCUCCCCCAAAAUGUAUCCAAUUGAAACCAUAGGGGAAGGGGAUGGAGAGCACAAGGCCUCCCUCUUCAGCCUGGUUCCAACAGCGAUUAAGGCAGCAGUUUCUGGCAACUCCAGACAAACAUCCUUCACGUGUACUCAGUCUUCCGAAUGUAGCUGGACGGCACGUAGCCCCUCUUCCCAUGUGCCUCUGCCAACCACCACUCCUGGUUCCCCGUGAUGUCUUCAAACUGCAGAAUCCUUAGUCUCUGAUUGGCGGUGACACUCAGUUCAUUUGAGUUCCGUCCCGUAAAAGUGUAAACAGCAUAGUAGACCU